This is a messenger RNA of Armigeres subalbatus, 1868 nucleotides long. Its product is annotated as neuronal acetylcholine receptor subunit alpha-4-like. Gene Ontology annotation, molecular function: neurotransmitter receptor activity; transmembrane signaling receptor activity; extracellular ligand-gated monoatomic ion channel activity. Gene Ontology annotation, biological process: signal transduction; monoatomic ion transmembrane transport; chemical synaptic transmission. Bases 126 to 1481 code for a protein of 451 amino acids. NCBI's taxonomy places the organism in Eukaryota, Metazoa, Arthropoda, Insecta, Diptera, Culicidae. The record is from RefSeq and is a predicted model, not a curated record. Gene Ontology annotation, cellular component: plasma membrane; neuron projection; synapse. The transcript has 6 exons.
UUAGGUGGACGUCUUCCCAUCUGAUAACGAACGGAGGCGAAUCUAAAUUACGAUCGUCAGUACUUUUUGGCCUAGGCUACCGAACGGGAACGCGGUUUACCACCUUUCAAAUCUUGACGUCGAAAAUGUCCAGCCAAGUGCAGUGUCUUACCGUUUUCGGCGUUAGUAUUCUCCUGAUCGGUUGCUCGAGUGGUGUUUUCAGUGGUCCUACUGCCACAUUCGAUUGUGAAAAUGAAAUUGAGGGAAAUAUUACUGCCGAGGAGGCUCUUAAAAGUGCGCUACUUUGUGGAACAGGAUACAAUGCUCAGCAUAGACCCGUGAAGAACCAGCAAGAUCGAGUGGCAAUGUACAUUGGUGCGGAUGUCAUGAAUGUUGAAUUGAUUCAUAAUUCUCUCGCAACGCUAGAAAUUACUGUGGAGAUAUCAAUGCAAUGGUACGAUGCUUACCUACACUGGAAUAAGAAAGCCCAAAACAACAUACAAACCGUUCCGGUAUCCGAGCAAGAUAUUUGGACGCCAAAGCUAGCUGCCAAAUCUCUGACUAAAUCUACUGUUCAAAACAUCGAUCAUUGCUUCCACGUCAAGUGCCAUCUUAGCUCCGAUGGGGAAGUUAUGUACUCCAUGCUGUGCACAUUCACCGUGGAUUGUUUGGACAGCUCACGCCACUGGGCGUUCGAAACCAAAGAUUGCCCACUGAGGAUAUUCACACCGGAGUAUGACAUAAACCAAUUAUCUUUGUUCCAUUUUCAGCGGCGACUGUCGUACUCAGUUGCCGGAGUGCUACCGUACAAGAUCACCUCCUUUCAGAUGGCAAUCGUAAAUAACUCGGUGAGUCCCGAGUUCCGAAUGGAUAUAGUUGUGGAACGAAUGGUUGGUCCGCAUUUGGUUGUUUUUCUGUUACUGAUUUUGGUGCUGAUGUCUUUGAACCUCGUAAUCACUUGGUUUAAAAUCGAUACCACCGUUCGAGCUGUACUAUCCAUAACUUCAUUGGCCUUGCAUGUUAUCUACACCGUUAUUCUGUAUUGGUACGCAACCACUAAGAUGCAUCCCGCUUCAUGCCUGGCCAAUACACUCGUUGGAUCUCUUAUAAUAUCAAUUCUCCUGUUUGGCGAGUUCGUAUACUCUAUGAACAUGUCUAAGCAGAACAGCAUGGGAGUUCCACAUAUUCUCCAAAGAUGCUAUCUAUCGGUUACAAAAAUAACUCUCCUCAAAACAUUUCUCAAGCUAAGCUACAUCAAUAUAAACGAUCAACUAGUAAAGCCAACAAAGCGAAUCUCGUCGGCAGGGUUUUCCAAUCAUGUAGACCACAUCGAAUCGACAUCCAGAGAUACUACGAUAAACGAGCAAACGGACUCCGACGACGGGGAAACCGAUCCAGCCAAACUGAAAUGGAACGUGUUUGUACAGCCCUUUGACCGGCUAAUUUUCUGUGGGAUUGUAAUCGCCUACGUUAUAAUGCUACUGGUGCUGUUUCUAGCGUGAAACCGUUUGAAAUUUCUUGCGAGUUCUCUCAAACGAGUGAGAUACAGCUCAAUUAAAUGAGAUAAUAAGCGCAACAGAGUAAGACAAUGUUCUACUUUCUAAUGUAAUGGUACAGACAAAUGUUAGUUUUAAUUGAAUUUUACUCAGCAUUUUCAUCGAUUUAGUUACUAAUCAAUCAUUAAAAAAUCAAAUGAUUAGAUAAAAUUAGAAAAAUAUUACAAUUUAAGCUGAAAGCAUCAAAUUAAAGACAAGUAUACAAGGCAUUUAAAUCGAAAUGUAGAAACGAGUAGAUAAAUCGUGUUUAGAAAUAAGUUCUGUUGCUACUUCCUGGCCAGGAGCCAAUGUGUUCUAUGUUGAAUUUAGUGUAGAUAACGAAUAAAAGUAAUG